AUGUCGAAUUUUCAGACGAAUAGCUUAACAGUGGCAAGAGAUCCACUGAAAAUGCAAAAUGGAAUAAUGGUCCAUAUUCCUCCAAGUGGAGCCCACAUAAUCCAACCAAUGAGGAUGGUACAGUAUACAGACCUGCAAAGGGAAAAUUGGACAUCUUACCAGGUUGGGCCAUUCGGGAGGCUUCUAAAAUUAGAGGCCAAGACUCUAGGGCUAAGCACAUUAUUUAUCCCUGUUCCUGCCAUCCAGAUCAUCAAUGGACUGAUACAUAUUGGCUUUGGUGGGGUAUCAGUUUGUCUUUUCAACACAUUUUACUACAUUUCUGUAGUUGUAUUGUCUGGGUAUCCUUUCUGGGGUGGAAUACUGUUCAUUGCUUCAGGGUCCCUGACUGUGGCAGCUGGAAAAAGUUUCAAGCACAGUUUGGCUCAGUGCAGUGCAAGGGUAAACAUCGCAAGUGCUGUGGUGGCAUUUAUUGGCAUGUUUCUCCUUAGCGUUCAGCUGUUUCUCAACCGACAUUCUUAUGCUCCUGAUUAUUUUGAAUUCCAACCUGAUUUCAUAAAUGUAAGUGAAUAUAGUUUGAAAAUAUUCUUGUUGGUGCUAUUCACAGAAGACAACAUACUUUGACGAAGAAAAUAAAAUUCUACAGAUCUUGAACUUUGCUUCCACUGCA
Molecule: messenger RNA, 667 nt
Organism: Candoia aspera
Lineage: Eukaryota; Metazoa; Chordata; Lepidosauria; Squamata; Candoiidae
Product: membrane-spanning 4-domains subfamily A member 8-like
Exons: 5
Coding region: 1-621 (206 amino acids)
Cellular component (GO): membrane
Source: RefSeq, a predicted model, not a curated record